Molecule: messenger RNA, 2844 nt
Organism: Lingula anatina
Lineage: Eukaryota; Metazoa; Brachiopoda; Lingulata; Lingulida; Lingulidae
Product: ubiquitin-like modifier-activating enzyme ATG7
Biological process (GO): autophagy of mitochondrion; cellular response to nitrogen starvation; piecemeal microautophagy of the nucleus
Cellular component (GO): phagophore assembly site; cytoplasm
Molecular function (GO): Atg8 activating enzyme activity; Atg12 activating enzyme activity
Source: RefSeq, a predicted model, not a curated record
CCGACCAUCUUCGAGCAUUUGGUUUUCUGAUUCCUUUGACGAAGGAGUUGCUUCGAAACCCAAGCAACAUUGUAAUACACCGGAAGUGGGAUGUAACUUUGACAAGUGUGGACAAAACAACAGUGGAAUGGCGACAUCAGCGUGCUCUACCGCAAACUUACAGUUUGCGCCUUUUAGCAGUGCACUUGAUGCAGGAUUCUGGCACAAACUUUCAGAAAAUAAGCUUGACGUGUACGGCUUAGAUGAUAAGCCAAGAAAGAUUCACGGUUUUUAUUUCAAUGGAGAUGCAGUUGGCAUACCAUGUCGUCUGAAUGUAGACUAUACAGCCUUCAAUGAAAUUCCCCAAAUUCCUCCCAACUAUUUCCUUUCUCAUGGCAUACUCCAGAACAAAAACACCAUUGAUGCUUUCAAAAGUUGUGAUAAGAAGGAGCUACUCAAUGAUAUCGCACAUGAGUUAUGGUUGGACAUCACCAGUGGUAAAGCUAUAGAUGACCCUACUUUGCUUUCAAAAUUCCUGAUGCUGACUUAUGCAGACUUAAAAAAGUACCACUACUAUUACUGGUUUACCUUCCCUGCACUGUGUGCACCUGAAACAUUCCCAUUAACAAAGAAACCAAUCAGAUUUAGUGAGAGAUUUACAGAAGAACAGACAAACGCAUUCUUGGCUGCAUACACUCAGUUCCAAGAAUCCACCAGGGGGCAGCGUGGGGUCAAGACAGGCUACUUCAUCCUUCAGGAAACUCAAACAGGGUUACAGGUGGCAAACCUGAAGGAUGCUGACAGGCUUUUAUCUGACCCACAGGGAAAAGUGUUAUUUUGUGUGUGUGACCCCAGUACCCUAGCAGAACACCCUGGUUGGCCUGUCAGAAACCUGCUCACCCUUAUAGCUUAUCACUGGGCUGAUAAGUUGCCAGAGGUAGAGAUAGUGUCAUUUAGAGACAGGAUAAGCCAGGGUUCCAGGGACAUCAGUCACAGUCUGGUCUUUACUGUUCAGCUGCAGUCUCUAUCAAACUUGACAGAGUGUCCAAAGUGUGUGGGUUGGGAGAAGAAUGCCAAGGGAAAGUUGGUUCCAAGAAUGGUGGACCUCAGUGCUACCAUGGACCCUGUCAAGUUGUCAGAGUCGUCAGUCGACUUAAACCUGAAGCUAAUGAGGUGGAGACUGCUACCAGAGUUAGACCUGGAGAAGAUAACGAGGACGAGAUGUCUGCUCCUGGGGGCCGGGACAUUAGGGUGCAAUGUGGCUAGAUCAUUACUGGGAUGGGGAGUUAGGAAAAUCACGUUUGUGGACAAUUCAAGAAUAUCCUAUUCCAACCCAGUGAGGCAGUCACUGUUUGUAUUUGAGGAUUGCCUACAUGGAGGCAAAGCCAAGGCUGAGGCAGCGGCCGAGUCACUGAGGAGGAUAUUCCCAGGGGUGGAUGCUCAGGGACACUCACUGACCAUCCCCAUGCCUGGGCACCCUCUAUCAGAGAGCAGUAUUGAGCAGACCAGGAAGGAUGUGGCAGUACUGGAGGAGCUGGUGGACCAGCAUGAUGUGAUAUUUCUACUGAUGGACACCAGAGAAAGCAGGUGGUUGCCCACAUUACUGGGGGCUGCCAAGGGAAAGAUUGUAUUGAAUGCAGCCCUGGGUUUUGAUACCUUUCUGGUAGUCAGACAUGGAGUAAAGAUGCCAGGAGAACCAAUGGACACAGGGCCGCCAGGAGAGGCAAAAUUAAGCUCCAAUGUACAUGGAAGUCAACUGGGAUGCUACUUCUGUAAUGAUGUCGUUGCACCAGGAGAUUCCACCAGAGAUCGCACCCUUGACCAGCAGUGUACUGUGUCCAGGCCGGGGAUGUCCAUGAUUACAGCUGCACUGGCUGUAGAACUGCUGGUGUCCAUACUACAGCACCCUGAGGAGGGCGGGGCACCUGCUGAUACCAGUGCUAGAGAUGAACAUAUCACUAAGGACAUGAUGUCUAUACUGGGCCUUGUGCCCCACCAGAUUCGUGGAUUUCUGUCAAGAUACUACAACCUUUUGCCAGCUAGCAGGGCCUUUGAGAAGUGUACAGCAUGCUCAAGUAUAGUUAUUGAGCACUAUAGAAAAGAAGGAUUUGGCUUUCUGCUGAGUGCUUUCAACCAGCCCAGUUAUCUGGAGGACCUCACAGGACUGACACAGCUACACCAGGAAACCCUGGACUCUGAGGUGUGGGCCAUCAGUGAUGAUGAUGAAAGCAUGUAACCCAAAGGGAAGAACAUCAGACAUAAAUAAAAGAAGAUUUUAACAACUCAACACAAGCACAUAGCAAGGUCCAUCAGUUAUUCAGUCCAUAUUGAUGGAUAUGCAUUGUUUCCUAUGAAAUAAUCAUCAAAACUAGGUUGAAUUAAUGGUCCACUUGGAAAGACAGGAGCAUGUCGACAGUCUGAAGCUUUAUUUACCAAAAUUUUCAUCUUUUUUUUCACUACAUAUUCACAGAUGUGUCUCUGGCUUAUUCAUUACAGAAAAAUGCACUUAAUAAUAAUAUUUACCUAGGGCCCUGGUAGAGUGUGGGCAUACUCCCUGUAUUUUCAUUUUUGUCUCAUCUUCUUUAUGCCUCCGAUGAACAUAAUUUUAUUCCCAGUACACUAUACACUUUGCUCAUACAUUCGGACUAUCAAACUGUCAGGCUAUUAAACCUUCAGACAAUCAAACCUUCAGACCAGCGAGCCUUCGGACUAUUGCUAUUGUCCAAGACAGCCUGUGUAAGUGACCUAAGAGCAAAGAUUUCAGUGACUUGACCUGUUGAACUGACAAAGCCAGGACAUCACACGGGAGGUACCCUAGGUUCAAGAUUUCAGAUUUUCCAGCUUGAUCUUGAUUUUAUAAUUAUA